UUUGUUGGACGCUCGCGAGAGGACAGAUGCUGAGGCUGUAACGUCGGAGAGAGAUUCACAUUCACACGGACUGGGAUGCGAGAGCCCGACGAGAUGGAGACCUUCAUCCAUCUUUACCUGAAUCUGAUCGAUCUUGGGAGUCAAGCCAAGAUGUGACCAUCACGGCGCGUCAUAGUUUGGAUCUGUCCUGCCUUUACAACACUUGUUUCUAUAGCAACAGAAAUAUCAGAGAAUCCUAAAAAGUCCCAUUCCCACAAUGCAGUCCUCUAGCUGCUCCUCUCAGCCUACAAAGCCGCGACGCUUUGACGUCAGCAGGCGGACCAAUCCCGUAGCUGGACCAAAGUCUCAUGGCCCUGGUUUCCAGAGGGAGGAUAAAAACAUGAACACGAUCACCACGUCCUCCCCACGGCGGGCUACUAAAGGCCCUGCUGCCCCCACCAGGACCAGGGUGGGAGUGCAGCCUCGAGCACCAGUAGCCCAGUCCAGGUUUGGCCCACAAAAACAGGCUUCCACCAUCUCCAAAUCAGCUAAGCCCAAACCCAAGAGUGCUCGUGCAUCUGCUGCAGCUAAAAUUGCGCCAGCAGCCGCCGCGCCUCCGCUCCCCUCAGCCCUGCCUCUUGACCCGAACUGCAACGAGCCGAGCCUCCCGUGUCUGUGCUGCGAUGGUCGCUCCCCGCAAGACAACAACAGCAUGUUCAACCAUAACCACAAUAACAACAACACCAUCUCUAUCAGGCAGCAACUGAAGCUACCGCCUCCUCCGGCCUUGUUGCCCCAGAGGCAGGAUGGGAAAGGGGCCAAGGAGCAGCCUCCCUCCCAAGCACAGGCCCAGCUGGAGUCCUCCGCCCGCCCUGCUGCCAGUCUGGAAAACGAAGGCAAGAAUGCUGACGCAAGUGCUGAUCUGGACAACAAGAAAAAUGUAAAAGUAGAGGAAGAAGAUGACGAGGAAGAGAGCAGUGGGGAUAUUGAUAUUGAUGAUGAUGAAGAGGAUGCUGACAAUGAUGAUGAUGACGACGAUGAUGAUGAUGACACCCUGGUUCCCUCAUGCUGUGACUGUCCCCCCUCCCUCCUGGAGUUCUCCCUCACCUCCUCUACCUCCUCGUCCUCCACAUCCAUCAGCUCCUGCUCUGAUCUGGAGUCUGACUGUGCAGAUCAAUCUGCCUCCAUGUGUUCGUCCAACGACCAAGAUAAUCUUUCUGUCGCUCUGUCCCCCAAAGACCAAGCCCCUGAUCGCCCGCCUCCUUCACGUUCACCCCCGUCUCUUCCUCUCAACCGCAAUCCCUUCAUCUUAACAUCACAUUCCCCAGUUGCCCCUGACUCCCCAGACGAGGGCUACCCCUCUGCCCUGGACUCCCCUUCCCCUGACUACUUAGGAGUCAAAGGUGAUUCUGAGGUCACCAAACUAGGUUUACUUGACUUUCUAGAAUCAGUCGGGGAGUUUGGGAAAAUGGAGCGCUUCAGCCAGGUGAUCCAAGUGGCCCGUUGGGAUCUGGAGGGGGAGCAACACUGGGAUGUUCUGAGGGAUCGGCUAGAUCACCUGGAUCGCCUGGAAAAGGUGAAUAGAGAAGUAAAACUGGCCUACAUUGCCAGACUCCACGAGAAGGGAUUUGAUCUUGGAGACCUAGAAGAGCAGGAUCUCUCAGACGUCAUGGAUGAAAUGGGCAACAUCGACAUUCCCUGGAAGUUGUAUAAAAGCGGCAGAGGGGCGAUGGGAGACUCUCAGGAGUUCUCAGAUGCGGGGGUCGACCUCACAGCUCCGUCAGACUGUGAGGAUCCUCUCGCUCCUGAUUCACUCACCCCUUCUCCUGUCGAGCCUCCGCCAAGACCCCCCAAACCUCCGGCGCGUCAUGCCAGCGUGAGCUCCGACCUCCAUACCUACAUCAAUAUCAGCAGGGAGACCACCUCCAUGGCUGUCUCCACCUCUCCUACAUUGUCUACUUUCUCCCCUAACUCCUCAUCCCCUACAUUCACCACUUUUAGAUGUGAGAAACCCCUUCCUCCAUCUCCACCCUCCAUUCCUCCUCUCCCCACCUCUAAACCGGUCCCUUACCUUACCCUUUAUACCACCCCCUCUCCUCCUCCAUCCAUCCCCACCCCGACUCCUCCCAUCCCUCCGCCUCGGAAGCGCCACCUUGCCAGAAAGGAGGCCCAGCGGCUCGCUGCUCUCCAAGCCCAACAUGAAAAGACCCCCCUCUCCCUUCCUCCUCCGACCACACGCCCCCCACCUCUGCCACCUCCGCCAGUUAUCUCAAUCUCCUCCUCAUCUCCCCCUGCCAUACCACCUCCACCUGCUCUGCCUCCUCCCCCCUCCUUCCACGCACUGGAUGUAGAAAUUCGGAAGCUACUGAUGCUUGCUGGAUUGACCCAAGCUGAGCUCCUCAAACUCAGCCCAGAGCUUGGAGUUUGUGUUGGAGGGUUAGAGGAUGAGGGAGAUGGAGAUCAUAUUAUCUCGUCCAGGUCUGGAGAGGAAUACGAGUUCAGACUAAAAGAGAGGGAGGAGGAUAAGGAAUGUGACACCGAGUUAAUGGUUAGAGACGGAUGGAGCAGCAGAGGCAAACUGGAAGGAGAUCGAAGAGCAGAUUUUGCAGCAGAAGGCAAUAAGAAAGAGGAGAGCACACAGAGAACCACCUCGUUCACUGAGAUGGCAAGGAGAAGGAAGAGGAGCAGCGGUGUGACCUCUGACCCUUACUACAGCACAGGUUUUAGCAAUACACAUGAAACUAAAGCAAAGAGCUUUGAGGCUUUCCGGUAUCCUAACGAGGUUCCAGAUUCACCUCCCCCUCCUCCCCCUCCUCGACCCCUGCCCCCAAUCCCCCCAUCUGUGCCACCCCACAAAGUCAGCACUCUGCUGGCUAACUCUGCACAGCCUGAGCGAUUUGAUUGGCUCAUAGCAUUCACACCUGACUGUGAAGGCCCACCAAAGCUUCCACCCGUGGCAAUGAGAAAAUCUGUCGUGGAAGCUCAAAAGAAGCUCAGUUCAUCGGGGUCGUCUCCAGGGUCAGCUCCUAAGGUUACAACAUUUAAAGAGAUGCGCAAUCGCAACAAGAGCGCCUCCCCACCAACAAAGGUGAUCACUGAUCCAGACCCUGACCCUAAUGUUAUCACUCCAGAUGCAGAUAUACUGUACAACCUGAGGUGGAGAAGGGAGAAGGCAGGCAGCGAUGGCAGCCAAUGGGAGUACACCUCUCAGGCGCAGGCCUUCUUCAUGCAGCCGCCACCGGCACUCACCUCGAUGGCCGCUCUGAAGGAAAUGCUCCAGAGAGCUGAUGAAGAGGGUAGACAACCAGAGCUGUGCCCAUCACAGAAGAUCGGCUGCUCAGUCAGUGACAGCAGCCUGUGGACCAUGGGCAGAGAGUGGGAGGGUGAAGAAGCUAAGAGGGAGGAAAAAGAAGGGAAAGAAGAAGAAGAGAAGGAGAAGGUGGAGGUGAGAGGACGAGCCGAUGGAGGAAGGACUUUUGAAUCGAGAACUACAGCUGUUCGCAGUGUCUCAUUCGCUGGCUCUGUACCGAGGACAGAGACGUCCUGGAUGGGCGAAGAUGUGAAACAUCCAAUGAGAGGUCUGGGCCUGUCCUCUAUGUGCCUGCAGGAAAAAAAAGCUCUGGUCAGUGCGGUCAGUGUGGCAGUGGAAGCCAUCUUGGCCCAGUUCAGCUCUUCUCGGACUGUCGUUCAGAAGUCUCUCUCAGUUAACAAGGCCUUAUCAGGAGACAGCACUAUAAAUCCAUCUCUGGGCCGUCUGGUGCUGCAGUGUCUCUGCCCUGCCCUGCACAGCUUGCUGACCGACGGCUUGAAACCACACCAGAGUGACCUGAUUGCAGGCAGGAGGCCAAAUUCUGCCUGGGGUCUGGUCCAGGCUUCAACCAGGCCAGGUCCUAAAACUCAAGCGCUGUUCAAUCUACAAGUUCGUGUUGGACAGCUGCCCCAGCUCAGACAGAGCAAACACAGGUUCAACGCAUUCCUCCUCGGCCUACUGAACACCAAGUUCCUUGAUUUCUGGCUGUCCCACCUCCAGUCCUGCAGUGAUGUGCUGGAGACGUAUUACCGCCCCACCUCCUUUAUGCGUCUGUCGAUGACCACCUGCCAGCCUCUGUUCGAGGAGCUGCUCCUCGUGUUGCAGCCUCUCAGCCUGCUGACCUUCAACCUCGACCUGCUCUUCCAGCACCACCACUUAGAGCCAGACAGUCUCAGUCCGGAGAUCCCCAGUCCACCUUGUCAGGAUGCUGGAUUCCAGCUUUCGACAGAGGGGUCCCAAUCCAAACCCACAGGCUGCAGAUAUAUCGAAAGCCUCUCGGAAGUAGACUUUGGGAGCCCAGAACAUCAGGCAGCGAAAGAAAAAUCAUCCCCGUUGUUUAAUCCAAAGAAUGGAGGAUCAGGAGAGUCAACACAAAGAGGUGCUGCACCCAUAAAGGCUUCAUCUACUCUCGGGCAGACAAGUCCUCAGCUGCUGUGGGUGCCGGAGAAGGAAAUUGGAGACUUACCUCCUCCUGAUGUCGAGGAGGACAGCCUCACUCAGCAGGCAGGACAGAUGAUCCAGCAGGGAUGGGGGGCUAUGAUCCGCUGGGGAGGCAGACUGAGUCACAACCUGUCUGAGAUGAGCGUGAAGAAGGAGGAGAUGAGGAUGAAUCUGCCCUCCCAAGCAGAAAGUGACUUUGCUCCGGUCAGCAGCGGUGCUCAGGUCCCCUGGGGUCUCGGGCGACUCUUCGGAGCCUCGAAAAGCCUCAGCAGCCCCCCAGUUCACACACCACCAACCAGGCGUCCCUCUCAGUGGCUGGCUCCUGGUGUCACUGCACUGACCCGAAUGGUGAGCAGCAACUCCACCCCAGUAAUAAGGAGGGCCCCGGAGCCCCUGGGAGAACGUGAGCCAGAGUCAGAGAAAGAGGCCGACACACUGGAGAUGAAGGACAAACCCAGACCCCUCAGGUCAGUACGAACGCUGUGCGACCACUCUGGAGCAGGUUCGGAGCUCAGCUUCUGCAAAGGGGAGGAACUGGUGGUGUUGGGAGGAGUCGAUCAGGACUGGAUUCGCUGUCGUCAGGGAGACAGAGAGGGGCUGGUACCUAUUGGCUACACCUCUCUCAUCAUGUGACUUCAGCACCCAUAACUGCUGCACUCAAUCAAUAAUAAAACAAAAUAAAAAAUAUAUAUAUAUAUUUUAGGUGAGUGUUGAGAGGUUACGGUGAGGCUCCACUACUCUGAAAGGGAUAUUUCACGCUUGCUCGAAUCGAGUUUGAGUCGAGCGCACAGCACCAUCUGUUCUGCUUUACGUGCAUCAGGAGCAAUCUGCAGCCCUCUCCCUUUAUGAACAUAUGGGAGUUUUUUUCCCCAUCACAAUCCAUCCAGUUUGGUAGCAUUAAACUAAUGGAUGUUAGCAGCAGGAAUGCAGCAGAUGGUGUGAAAUAAUGACUCAAGUCAAAUUUAGACCAUUUCGUACUGGAAGACCUUUGAUCUUGAGAGUGAAGUAUCCCUUUAAAAUGUCCUUUUCUCAAUUACUGCCUUCCUUGUCGGCCGCUGAUCUGAAAAUGAUCACAGGGGAAAUUCUGUGCUAUCUGAUUUGAGUGCUUUCAGAUCAGCGGCUGCCUGUCGUGAGGAGGCGACAGUCGACAGCCUGCUAGUAGCCACGUUGAUAUCUCUAGCCGUCAGCCGCAGAGAGACGCGGCUCGCAGGUUGUCGAGCGGAGAAAGCAUGCAAGAGUACUGGGCCGUAGCUCCUGUUGCAUACUGCGUAGUAAUGUAGUGAAUUGUAGCUGUGUAGAUCUGUGUUCUCUUGACCUUUCACCCCUAUUGACCUCUCACCUUUAUCGCCUGAUUCAUGUGUGUUCCUGCUAUUAUAUUUGACUGUAUAAAUAUACAUAAAAAAAAGAUAUAUAUAGGUAUAUAAAUUGAGAUUGAUAUUACCAAGAUAGAUAGAAAGAUAGAUGAACAAGAGAAAGCAGAUAGUAAAAACACAAGCAGCAGCUUAAUACUGUGGCCACAUUGAGGAAGUGGAUGAUUAAAAAUUCUAAAUCUUUACGUCUGCAACUUUACAUUAAGUGGUUGUCAUACAUGCAACAAAAAAAAAGGUAUAUGUGUUUGUUUUAAGUAUGAAAUCCAGUAUCUUCCCUCAUGUGUGCUUCAUGUAUUGUCUUUGACAUCAUAUUCAUAAAAUGAUUAGAUUUAGCUUCAUACCUUAAACACUGUAUGCAUUGUAAUGUGCCAUGAAUGCUUUGAAUGAAUGCCAGAAAAUAUCUAUAUAUCCAUCCCACGCAGUUUUAAAAAAUAAUAUCAGACAACAGCAAUCUGUAGCUAAUCUCUCAGCUCGUCUCAAUCCUCACAGGGCCAACACAUGUCAGAGAAAACACCUCAGCUCAGCUCUUGUUCAACACUAUCUGACCUUAAACUUAAUGCAGUGAGAAAAUCCCAGAUGUAUGUAAUUCAUAAAUGCUACUGUAAAGUCUGUAGGUUUGGUGGCUGGUCUUCACCUCGUACCUCAGCUUUUGUAUUAAUCCCAACCCUCCCCGCCAUGUUUGCUCAUCAUAAUCAUUGCUAUUAAUGAUAGUGGUAGUAGAAGUGGUCGUGGUGGAAGUGAUUUGUUUAUUCUAAUGUUGCUUUGUGUCAUAUAUUUAUCAGUUAUUCUCUAGAUUCUGUAUUGAUGACUAUGCAUAUGUUUAAAUGUACAGUGGAAAAGCCCUUUUGUUUGUUUUAAAGUCAUGUUUUUUUAUUUUAUUUGAUGUCGACACCUGAAGCCUAAAACAAUAGCUUAAAUAGUUCAUAUAAGGCGGAUUUUAACUGACACUAAAAGACCUCCAAGUAAUUCAGCUGGAAAGUUUUAAUCGCUGUUGAUCAAUCAGGGAAAGUUUCCUCGUGUUAUUGUGUCAAUGCCAUGUAGCAUGACAUUACCGUCACAAUGGCAACUGUCCGGUAGCAUUAAGUUGAACCAGUGCUCAUAACUUGUAACUUAUGAGCACGAUAAAAUGCCAUCAAAUGGAUGAUGAGAAAUAAUAUCUAGAUAAAGAUAGAAUAUCGCUUGACACAUUCAAUUGUGUUCAUGUUUUUUGUUUUGUUCAUUUGUGUGGUUAUAAUCUAAAUGCAUUUGUUUUGAAGGCUGUUAAUUUAUUGGAUGUACUAUUUAUUGAUCUUGAGGUUUCUGAAAGGAAAAGCUCUAUCUGACCCAUCUAGUGUCUCUCUAUCUAUCUCUCUAUCUGGGUUCUUUAUGUAUGUGUGUGUGUGUGUGUGCGUGUGUGUGUGUGCGUGUGUGUGUGUGUGUGUGUGUGUGUGUGUGUGUGUGCGCGUGUGCGUGCACAUGGCAGGGUAUGUGGCAGUGAAAGCAGAGUGUGAGCACAGCGGUGUGUCUGCACAUCCUGCACUUUCACUUGUGUGUAAGUGUAACAAUGAGCUCUGUACCUCCCUCUCCUGCUCCUCUUUCUCUCUCUGGUGUCAUGUAGCCUGUAGACAUCCCUGUGUCCUACUAUUGCAUAUAGUUCAGUGCCCCUCUAGUGUCAGUCACUGUCCACCUCCUGCAUGUGCUUGUUUGUAAAUACACCAAAUAAAAUGAUCAGUAUAAACCAAA
Centropristis striata (black sea bass) is the source of this 7542-nucleotide messenger RNA. It is a transcript of the gene rusc1, whose product is annotated as RUN and SH3 domain containing 1. Gene Ontology annotation, cellular component: cytoplasmic vesicle. Gene Ontology annotation, molecular function: protein binding. NCBI's taxonomy places the organism in Eukaryota, Metazoa, Chordata, Actinopteri, Perciformes, Serranidae. The transcript has 12 exons. The record is from RefSeq and is a predicted model, not a curated record. Bases 257 to 5083 code for a protein of 1608 amino acids.